Gadus chalcogrammus (walleye pollock) is the source of this 7083-nucleotide messenger RNA. It is a transcript of the gene slc22a2, whose product is annotated as solute carrier family 22 member 2. The transcript has 11 exons. Gene Ontology annotation, biological process: transmembrane transport. The coding region runs from base 4231 to 5907 and encodes 558 amino acids. The record is from RefSeq and is a predicted model, not a curated record. Gene Ontology annotation, cellular component: membrane. Lineage: Eukaryota; Metazoa; Chordata; Actinopteri; Gadiformes; Gadidae.
CGCUUUGAUCAAUGCAUCUGGUUCAUGGAAAGAAUAAUUCAAAUUUUCACAGCCCUCUUUAAUUGGAAUGACGUUAAUGGAAUUGUAAUGAUUUUUUUUUUUUAUAUAUAUAUAAAUGUAUGUUGUUUCUGGUCCCGCGUCGGUGAAUUGUUCAGAACUGUUUUGAAUUUAUUUAAUUGUAUUUGAGUUGUUGUUUUUUUUAGCCCUAUGUUCUGGGAGAAUUUGGAGGUUUUGUUAAGUGUGCAAUGAUGAGACAUGGCCUUAAGUAUGAAUGGACGGGAGCAGACGUUUCCAAGAUGGCGUAGAGAGACCUUCAUAUCAGUUUGUUUGUGACGUUUAUUUUUUUAUUUUUGUCUUUUUCCCUCCAUUCGAUGUCCGCGGCCUCCCUACACCAAAGCCAUAGUGGUGAGUGCAACGUUGGGUCCGGCAUUUGCACAAACGCUUGCAUUUUCCAUCACGGCCCGGUCGACGUAUCUGCCUGCACCUCUGUGUGUGUGUGUGUGUCUGUGUGUGUAUACUGAGUAUUAUUCAUAUCCUAUCCCCCACUGAGCUUACUUUAAGUAAUGCCAAAUGCAUGUAAUUUCCCGUGAAGUCAGAACGGUCCAGAAAUGUGUUAUGAGAGUGUAUGGACGUGCUCUCGCUUUCAGUUCGACGUCUUUCAUUUUUUCGGCCAUUUUGAGGAAUCCAUUUUGCAGAGCGCAUCGAUCUCCUUCUUUGCGAUUGGUGCCCCGAAUUGAACAUGCUGUUUGGGGUAUUGAUUAAUUGAAUGUAAGCAUUUAGCGAACGUCUCUGAACGGUACCGAUUGUACACCCUUUUUGCCUCUUUUGUGUGUGUGUGUGUGUGUGUGUGUGUGUGUGUGUGUGUGUGUGUGUGUGUGUGUGUGUGUGUGUGUGUGUGUGUGUGUGUGUGUGUGUGUGUGUGUGUGUGUGUGUGUGUGUGUGUGUGUGUGUCAGAGAAAGGGAAAGAGAAAGAGUGUGUGUCAGCCUACACAGUAUAAACAAUCAGCCAAGAGUGUUUAUGUCAAUGAAACAAAUGUGGUAUGGUCUGUUUUGUGUGUUUUGCGUGGGUGUGUUGAAGUUGUCAUCAUUCAAGGCACGAGCGGGACAGAGAGGAUGAUUCAGCAAUUGAGGUAUUCAGGGACAAAAGUGCAGGUGAAACACCUUCAUACAACCUUAUCGAUGAAGAUGCCUUGAACAUUUUCACAGUCCUGUCGUGCACCACCUACUGACCACCUGUAAUAAACCAUUUAACUGACACACAACGCUACCACAUGGUUGUUUAAAUUGCAGCUCGUGUAUGAACCGUCCAACCGUCGCUCCCGUCCCAUAUGAAGAACAUAUGGUGAAGCUUUCAGGGUAUUUUUAGAUCUUUGUAUGUGAGGUUUGCUUAAAAAUAAAAAGUAAACGAUACCGUCUUCUUUAUUAAGAGAAGGCUUCUUUACAAGCUCACCGUUGUGACUCUGGUGUAGAGAUGGGUCAGGGUACAUUGAACAAAAGGUCCAGCGGAGGGCUUUGUUUGUUGCCAUGAUUUGAGGCGUUGGUGUAGCUUGGAAGAUAUCACUUUUGCCAUGGUGUUGCUUAAUUUAUCAUCUGAUCCUACAUGUAUUUAUUAUUUAAGAAUGGGGCCAAUACCAGGUCAACUGUAGCAUCCUUAAGAUGGGCCGAUGACGUAAGGGGGUAGUGUUGAGUCGCGUGUGCGUGUAUGUGUCUGUGAGAAUAGGUGAAGCCUUGUUCACAUAUUAAGUUUUGUGUGUGUGACCAGAAUCUUAUUACAGCUUCACCAACUAGUUCAAUUCGAAUAAUCAUUAUACUCGAGCAAAUGAUUUUCAUGUUCAAGUAUGCAGCACGCAACAAGUAUACAAAACUUUUUUUUUUGGUCAAAUCAAUACAGAAGAUGUAGAUUCUUGUGCUUUUUAAAGUAUGGAUAUUUCAUCUAAUGACUCAAGCCUUGCCUUUGUCUCAAAAUCCUACAAUAAAAAAAAAGCAUGAUUUGGGAAACUGUUGAUCCUUUCAUCUUAUCCAAGAUCAAGUCAAGACAGUCCAAGAUCAGGUUCUUAUAAUACUGCUCUUAAAUCGAGGGUAGGCGGCAAGUUUUGAAGGUAUCAAAUUGUAAAAAUCCCUGCCCUCCCUAAUGGUCUGCUUCCAAAGCCACUCCCAGAAGACCCCCGAAUAGCUCGCUAGCUUCAGUAAUGGGUCCGGUUAACCUUGUGGAAGACUACAGCCAUGCACAGUCAUGCACAGCCAGGGUACGGGCUGGGGGCCUGCUGGUACUGGCUAGGUACUGUAUGUUGGUGGACUGACAGUGAGGCAAAUCUGUUAAUUCGGGCCAAAUUAAAUUAUUGGAAGGGCCUGUCACUGGACUGUGACAGCCACAGAUACCAGAUUUUUUCUUUAUUUUUAUCAGAUGAAUCAAUUUAUUGUUUGCGGUCGGGCUGUAAAGACACUUUCAACUAAUUUGAAAAAUAAUGCUUUUAAAAUAUAUUGCCUACUCUAGGUUAAAGAAUAGUUUUGGAUCACAACAACAUGAGAUGCUUACACAACCAACAGCUGUGGGGUAAUGUCUAUGAUGUAACGAAAUGUCCAAAGCACACAUAACUAAAGGGGAACUAAGGUUGGGUAAAUCAAAACCUUGGAUAAAUACACACUCAGAGUAUGGAGACGGUAACCAAAACGCUGUCCAGCAAUAACGAUUCGUUCAUUUCAUUUUAGUCCCCAAAAAAAUUCAUAAAGGUCUAGCUUACAUUUCUUAACCAUUUCAUCAUGAAUGAGAGCAUUUGGCCCGUGGUUCCUAAAAGGUUUCGAUAAAAUAUCAACAAUGGGGUUCACGGGGGGGUAGUUGUCCCACCAUAGGUGAGCAUGGUACAGCAUGGUCUGGCCUAGUCUGUCUAGGCCACACUCCUUGAGCUGCCGUCCGUUAUGUCUUCUGUGUUUAACUAAGAUUUGCCUGUUCUGUUUUUGUCUUUUUUCGUAUUUAAGAGAUGUUAAAGUGUAAAGUUGCAUUAUUAGAAUAAAUAAUAUCCGCUGUUUAUGUCGUGGGUAUUCUUUCACACUUUGAACCGAUUGUCCGUGUAUCGCCCGUCAUCUUUUCAUCAUAGUUCAUCUCAAAGCUGCCCAGGCUUAUAUAAUACGCCCCCUGAGCUGAUCCCAUCCCAGAAUCUAUAUAUAUAUAUAAAUGCAUAUAAAAAGCUGCCAGGUUAAUUUGCAGACUUUAAUCCCGGACUGCCCUUGACCCGUUACUUAUUGACAGUGAUGCGCUCGAUAGCCAUGUUUCUGACGGGUGCCAAUCCGACUGGUACAAAGGUGUCCGCCGUGACGUCCGUGCAGCUCGGGGCCAAACGUGUUUUCACACUUCAUCGCUCAACCCUGCACUAUGGGGAGCCAUUAUCCGGCCCAUUUGAAGGAAAGGUCAACUAACGUCUGACUAAUGUGAAUGUCUAUGGGGACUGAGGGGCAUUCACACGUCACACAUUUACACCAUUUGCAGAUCCAGAGAUGAAUCCCGAUUAACUUGGCGUGAAGCAAAUUGGAGCCUAAAAAGUUGUUAACCUCUGGCUCACAUCAUCCUGAGAGGAAGAGAUGGGGAGGCACGAUGACGUCCACAAGGGAGAAAGGUGCCCCCUGUGGUCUACUCUCUCGCUGCUUGCACUAACUUAAAGGUUAAAGUUAACUAGUUAACUGGCUCUACAGUUAGAGUCAAACACUGCCUGCUUCAUGAAUGUAUUCCACAAUCAAUCAAUGGUUGUCAAGUUCUGGGCCAAAGUUCUGGAGUGUUGUGAUUGGUCAGUGCAUGUUGGGGGUAGCCACACUGCGUGGGAAUAUAACCUGCAGCCUGAGGCCGGAUCAGAAGUUCUUUGCAAACUAGCUCUGGUUUUGUUAUUACUUUUGUGCAAGUGACAGUAACGUCUUUAUCUUUCAAGCCUUAUCCUUCCCGACCUCUCGUGUUUAAAGUGUUGAAGUCUGGGUGAUCGUCCACCACGCGGUCAAGCAAAGAGGUCAGCCCUGGGCCCGACCUUUGCCCCCGUCUGGCCCCGUUUUAAAGAGCCCUAGCGAAGGGUUGGCGUCCACGCUGGAGGACUUGGCAUUUGCACACUCGAGUUGAGACACUGGUCGAGGCAGCCAAGACUCUUACAGUGUCAACAGAUUACUUUCAGAGGACACAGCAUACCAAGUGGGUCCUCCAGCACACCGGAGAACGCCAUUCAGGGAACCGUAGGCUGUUAGCCACCAACAAUGACAACGUUCGACGACAUCUUGGAGGAGGCGGGGAAGUUCGGCCGAUGCCAGAAGCGCAUCUUCGGCCUGCUGUGCAUGGUCUCCAUGCCCUGGGCCGGGGUCUAUGUGGGCAUCGUUUUCCAGGGCUUCACCCCGGAGCACUGGUGCCGUGACCCGGACGUGGCGGCCCUGAGCAAGAGCUGCGGCUGGAGCCCGUUGGAGACGCGGCGGCUGGCCGUGCCACUGGAGAACCGCUCGGGGGAGACGGUGAGCAGCACGUGCCAGCGCUACGACGUGGACUGGAACACCACGGGGCUGGCCUGCGAUCGGACGGAGGUGGACCUGAGCAAGGCCCCCCUGGCGGCGUGUAAGCACGGAUGGGAGUACGACUAUGAGGGCCGGCAGUCCUUUGUGACAGAGUUUGACCUGGUGUGCGCCGACAGCUGGCUGGUGGACAUGUACCAGGCCACCCUCAACGUGGGCUUCCUGGUGGGCAGCAUCGCCACUGGCUACCUGGCCGACAGGUUCGGCAGGAAGAUCAGUUUUCUGAUGUCCAACGUGUUGAACGGCAUCAUGGGCAUCCUGGUUGCCGUGGCGCCCAACUACGUGUCUCUGCUGGUGUUCAGAGCGCUAUACGGCUUCGGCAUCAAAGGAGGAUGGGUGGUGGGAUAUGUGCUCAUCACAGAGCUGGUGGGUGUGGAGUACAGGAGGACCGUGGGGGUGAUCUACCAGAUGUUCUUCAGCGUGGGCAUCAUGCUGCUCCCCCUGCUGGCCUACUACAUCACAGACUGGCGCUGGCUGCAGGUGGUCAUCACCGUGCCCUACAUCCUCUUCCUCUCCUACUACUGGUUCAUCCCAGAGUCUCCCAGGUGGCUCCUCUCUCAGAACAACUCUGCCAAAGCGGUGGAGAUCACCGAGGCCAUUGCCAAGGAGAAUGGGAAGACUCUCUCCAAGAAGAUAGAGACCCUAAGAGACGAUAACGCUGAAACGUCGAAUCCCUCCUUCAUGGACCUGGUCAGGACCCCCAGGAUGCGGAAACACACCAUGAUCCUCAGCUUCGUCUGGUUCACCAGUGCCGUGGUGUACCAAGGCCUGAUCAUGAGACUGGGCAUACUGGGAGGAAACGUCUACAUCGACUUCCUCAUCUCGGGCCUCGUGGAGUUCCCCGCCGCGUUCCUCAUCCUCUUCACCAUCGAGCGCAUCGGGCGCCGCCUUCCCUUCGCCACCGCCAACAUCGUGGCGGGCGCCGCGUGCUUCAUCACCGCCAUGUUACCCGACAGUCUGUUCUGGCUGAAGACGACGGUGGCCUGCAUCGGCCGCCUGGGCAUCACCAUGUCCUUUGAGAUGGUGGUGUUUGUGAACACAGAGCUCUACCCCACCUUCGUCAGGAACUUUGGCGUGUCCGUGUGCUCUACGCUGUGCGACGUGGGUGGGAUCGUGGCCCCCUUCCUGCUCUACAGGCUGGCGGUGAUCUGGCUGGAGCUGCCCCUCAUCAUCUUUGGAUCCCUGGCGUUCGUCGCCGGCGGCCUGGUGCUGCUGCUCCCCGAGACCAAGGGCAUCCCGCUGCCCGACACCAUCGACGACAUCGAGUUCCCCGAACGAGCCCAGGAGAAAAUUGAGCUGAAGAAGCAGCAACUCGACAACCUGUUGGCAACCAGCCCCUCCACAGAUGUCAAAGACCCCGUCGCUGUUUGAUGUCCGUUAUUGUCAGGGUCAGGGUUUAGGUCGCCGAAGUAUUUAUUGAUGUAGCAGGCGACUGAGAGCUCUGUGUAUUUAUGUAAAAAACUUUCAUUACACAUGUUUUAUUACUGUUAAUAACUGUUUGUGUCACUCUCAGUCCAGGGGCUCUGGCUGUGUUCGAUUUGGCCCUCCUGUACUCUCAUGCCCUUCAUAAGGAUAACUAUAUAUUAGGCUACCCUAUUUAGGGUAUAAUUAUGCAGGGAAUUCGGACACAGAUGAUGCGCCAGAGAGCCAUCGAGGUGCCGUGUGUUGGUGGCAGAAACAAGCUGACACGUGCUAGAAGUCACCCUGGGACAGCUCAUUAGUAAAAUGACUGAAUGGGCUGACCCAUCUCAUCGUGAUGAAUCCGUCGACAAGGAAGACCGCUAUACAUCAUGGGAUGUAUAGUGAGGAAAAAAGUGUGCAUCUGUUGUACACUUUUUUGCGUUGCAUUAUGGGUUUUAAGUAGUGAACCCGAGUUGUGCACAACAAACACCACAGAACAGUAGGGCUGAACGAAUAAUCGAAUUCAAAUCGAAAUCGCGAUGUCAUAGAACGCGGUAUGCAAAUCGCAAAGGCUGCGAUUAAAAAGAAAAAAGAAAAAAAAAGUGAUUGCUACCGUAACUGACUGGAAAUCAGUACAAUUCAUUUAUUUUUAUUUUUAUUUUACAAUUCAAUGGUUAAAUAAAGAAGUUUAUAAUAUAAAUUAAUCUCAACACAUCGGCCUGGCCUAAAGGAAAGAGCAGAUUUUAUGUUGACUGCUUCCAAUGUUGUGUUGGUCGUUCUAAAGAAUGAUGAUUUAUUUCAUUUUUAGUGAAUAAUACACAACAUAAGGAACUUAAUAAAUUAUAAAAAUCGCACAUUAAAUCGCAAUCGCAAUAGCCCGAUAUAGGGCACCGGUGGACCAAGCCUCUUUUCAUGUGUGGUUCCCUGAUGGAGGAACAACCUAGCUCCAUGCAGUCCUCAGAACUGCUCCUUAUAUCUUAAAGAAAUCUUCAGAAGCCCCUCCUCUUCAGGAAUCAUCUCAUAAACGGAUGUGUGACCCAGGUUUUAGCUCCUGUUUUUUUUUAGAUGUACUAUCUUUUAUGUCUCUGAGAUGCCAUGAUUAUUAAAAAGUUCAAAAUGAAUAACCAUGUCGUUCUGAUGCUACUU